AUGAGCGACUCCGCCUCCGCCUAUGAGCCCGACGACGACCCCGAGUCUGAGUCCGACUUUCAACCCGAACCUGAAUCCGAUUUCGAGCAAACCCGCUCUUCCAGAGAACCCUCUCCAACUCCGAAUGAAGAUUUGAACGAAUAUGAUUACCAUCGCGACCCAUCAUUCGAUGGGGUCGGAAGACAAAUCGGCGAAGCGCUUAUGGAACGCGCCCCGCAAAUGCGUGGAUCGCUCACAUUUCUCCGAGCCUACUCCCAUCUUAUCGUGCAAAACGAGGAGAUUAUUGAGUAUGCCUCGCUGAGAGAACUUGAAAACCCAUACAAAGUCAGUCAACAUGGCUCCAUGGUCUGGACGCCCACGGAGAAAGAAGUGUUCUUCAAUGCACUGGACCGGAAGGGCAAGAGCGGCAUCAAAGAGAUUGCUGCUGCAGUCGGUACCAAGUCGGAACUUGAAGUUAUGGAAUAUAUCCGAUUUUUGCAUAAGGCAUUGGCGGCCCAGUAUGCUUCCGACAUGCACCUGGAGCGCAUGCCUGUCUUGAGCGAUGUCGCAGCGGCCACAGAGGUCAGCCAGGAGUGCUGCGGAUUACUCGAGGAAUACGCGGAUGUCCUAUCAUUGAAAGAGUCCCUCAUUGAAGCUCGAGCCGGUACACAGCAACACGGAGACAAUUGGAUUCUCACUCAAGCUAGUGCACAGGCUCUGGCUGACGGGGAUAAUGAGGGUGUUCGAGGUGCCCUCCGUCUCGCAGCUGAUUUCCUGAACAUUCCAUAUUGCAUCCGACUUUCUUAUGUUUUAUUCAUGAACCUUGGUGGCACACAAGCUGAGAACAACUGGUGGAACCUUGCCAAGAGGAAAGACCUAAUCACAGCGUAUGGACAGACACCGUCUAUGACGGCAGAUACCGCCGUGGAGUUCUAUUCUCUCGCUGUUAGUGUCACGCGCCGCUUAGUGCAAUCAUCCCUCUUCUUUGCAAUGUCAAGAUUGCGCAGCUCGAACCGCAGUGGGAAUGACAGAAAAGGAUAUGUGCGAACGCAAGAUGUACGGGCCGCCAUUGAAGUGCUCAACAUGAAGCACAGCAGGCCUAACUUUGUGGACAUUGCUCGUCGCAACGAAACAGUCCUAGAAGACAUUAACAACCGGAAAGGCUGGGUGCCUACAUUAUUCACAUACGAAGAAGCCGAAGAGAUCAUCGACAGACACGAGUGGACCCGAUACCGUAAAGACGGUACCAUGUACAAUGAAAACGAUGAAGAGGACAGCGAGGACGACGCCAUCAUUGACGAUGAGAUCGAAAUGCACAAGGGUAUCGGAACGGAUGAUGACAUCGAAAUGGAGGCCAAUAAUCAACAGGCAGAACCGGAGCCACUACUGGAGUCAGAGUCAGAACCAGAACCAGAGUCGGAACCAGAGCCGGAGUUUGAACCCGAAUCAGAUCCAGAUUCAGGACCAGAGGACUUUGAUCACCACCCUCUGCCCACACGAGAGCCCCACGGAAUGUCAGCGCCAGUUGUAUUGCCAUACGAACUGGAAAUGGACCCAGAAGAAGAGGAAGCAGACAUCGCAGACCAGAACGCCAGCCACCGUGAAGAGGCCAACUUCCUGACGUUAAUGGACCAGCCCGUGCCGACUGUCCUCAAAGAACCCAUGAAGGCAGAAGAACCCGAGGACGAGACCAAGCAAUUGCCAGAGCGCAGAAUCAGAGAAGAUAUCUCUAAUUGGCGGGAUCGGACUGUCUACCGCAGCGAGUGGGAGGAGUACGGAUAUGAUUUCGCUGAUCUGAAGGAAGACAUGGAAAUGCCUCCGCUAAAAAGGCCUAGAUACAAUGAACCAGCAGUUGUUCUCUCUGCUCCGGUUGUGUCGGGCGAGGACGCAAUAAUUGAUAAUGAGGACGAUGGGAAUGGAUCUCAGCAGGGAGAAAACCCACCAAUGGCCAAAGAAUCCUCGAUGGAAUUUGAAAAGACAAUUUAA
Messenger RNA from Penicillium crustosum, 1965 nucleotides. RefSeq lists its product as uncharacterized. NCBI's taxonomy places the organism in Eukaryota, Fungi, Ascomycota, Eurotiomycetes, Eurotiales, Aspergillaceae. The coding region runs from base 1 to 1965 and encodes 654 amino acids. The record is from RefSeq and is a predicted model, not a curated record. The transcript has a single exon. Gene Ontology annotation, cellular component: RNA polymerase I upstream activating factor complex. Gene Ontology annotation, biological process: transcription initiation at RNA polymerase I promoter; nucleolar large rRNA transcription by RNA polymerase I. Gene Ontology annotation, molecular function: rDNA binding; RNA polymerase I general transcription initiation factor activity.